This is a messenger RNA of Truncatella angustata, 2241 nucleotides long. RefSeq names its product phthalate transporter. Gene Ontology annotation, molecular function: transmembrane transporter activity. Gene Ontology annotation, cellular component: membrane. Lineage: Eukaryota; Fungi; Ascomycota; Sordariomycetes; Amphisphaeriales; Sporocadaceae. Gene Ontology annotation, biological process: transmembrane transport. The transcript has 8 exons. The record is from RefSeq and is a predicted model, not a curated record. The coding region runs from base 411 to 2096 and encodes 561 amino acids.
UGAUGUGCCAAGAGGAACAGUCCCUUGAACAUCAACAGAUACUAUUGUUGUCUCGUUGACUUGGCCGCAUAGGAAUAUUGCAAAAGACCGGAGGAAAGCCAUCAUCUAGAUGAUCUGAUUGGCCGGGCAUGGUAUCUCAAAAGCGCGGGCGUUGAGCGCCAUCUUGAGUCUGGAGCACGAGCUGGAUGUCGAGUGGCAUAUAUGUGGCGCUUUUCACGAAAUGUAUCCGUCUAUCACAUCACACAUGUGUCGGCUUCUUUCGUGUGGGUUCCCCUCUUUAUAUACCUCUAUUAUUUGUAUAAAGGAUCCGGAGAAGCUCGAGUUGUCCCUAAUUUUUAUUACCAAGGGAAAUCCUUUAUUCGUGCCUCUGGGACACUACCUUGGCUAAGUGCUCCUAUUCGUGCGUUAAUAUGUCUACUAUUCUUGUCAAAAGCCUUCCCAGCAAGGGCCAAUUUGCCGAAUCAGUCACGUCCCUGGACAAUGCCGCUCCAUUGGGGGUCCCUCAUGAGGAAAAGCGCUUUUGGUUCCAGCGAUCAAAGACGUGGAAUCCCGAUGCAAUUGCUACACUUCCGAGUGUUUUUGACGAUCCGGCCACUGCCGAAAAAUAUAAGCCCCGAGAGGAUUGGGAGAACUUGCACCGGUUUGAUCCCUCGGCCCGGUGGAGCUGGGCCGAGGAGUAUGCUCUAAUUCGAAAGAUCGAUUUCAAGAUCAUGAUCUGGGCGUGUGUUAUGUUCAUGGCUCUGGAGCUGGACAGAACGAACUUACAGCAAGCUCUGACUGAUAACUUUCUCCCUGAACUUGGGUUAACUACAAAUGACUACAAUCUCGGAAACACGGUAUUUAAACUUGCAUUCCUUUGCGCCGAAUUACCAUCACAGCUUGUAUCUAAAUGGAUGGGCCCCGACAGAUGGAUUCCUGCUCAACUGAUUCUUUGGAGUAUCGUCGCCAGUGCUCAGUUCUGGCUCGAUGGUCGAAAUUCUUUUCUAACAUGUCGCGCACUUAUCGGCUUGCUCCAAGGCGGUUUUAUUCCCGAUGUCAUCCUCUAUCUCUCGUAUUUUUAUAAGCAUCAUGAGUUGAAUUUACGACUUGGAUUCUUCUGGACAAUGAUGAGUGUUGCGGACAUCAUGUCGGGUUUCCUAGCUUAUGGGUUCCUGCAUACACGAGGUCUUCACGGCCUGGCCGGCUGGCGAUGGCUCUUCCUCUUCGAAGGUCUUCUUACUCUUGUUGUUGGUAUAUUCUCCUUCGGUCUCAUGCCUGCUAGCCCUUGCCAAACAGCGAGUUGGUUCAGGGGUAAGAAAGGAUGGUUUUCAGAACGCGAGGAGAUCAUCAUGGUGAAUCGAAUCAUCCGUGAGGACCCAAGCAAGAGCUCAAUGCACAACCGUCAGCCAAUUACACCACGCUUGCUAUGGAAGAGCUUGAAAGACUAUGAUCUAUGGCCUUUAUAUAUUCUGGGAAUGACCUUUCAGAUCCCCUCCACUCCCGAGGCGCAGUACCUAACUUUAUCACUGAAAAAUCUGGGAUUUGACACAUUUCAAACGAAUCUGCUAGCCAUUCCUUGGACUGUUGGCCAUAUUAUCACAAUGCUUGGGUUGACCUACGUGGCGGAGAUAUUUGGAGAGUUAACCUUGACGGCGAUGAUCGGCCAGAUCUGGCUAUUGCCCUUCCUCAUCUACCUCAAUGUUGCAGAUACUGCCAACACCAAUCGCUGGGUAAUCUGGACUGUGACUACUUUGCUGCUCUCUUAUCCGAACGCGCACCCAAUUCAAGUCGGAUGGAAUUCACGCAACUCAAACACCGUGCGAUCGCGCACCGUCUCCGCCGCAUGCUACAAUAUGUUCGUCCAAGCAGGUGGCAUCAUUUCAUCGAACAUUUAUCGAUCCGAUGAUGCUCCGCUCUACCGCCGGGGCAAUCGUGCGCUUAUUGGGAUUCUUGUUGGCAACAUUGCCUUGUAUUUGCUGACGAAGACAUACUACAUCUGGCGCAACAAGUCGCGCGAUGCGAAAUGGAAUGCUUUGUCCGAUGACGAGAAGUUGCACUACCUUGGGACGACGACCGAUGAGGGUAACAAGAGACUAGAUUUCCGAUUCCAACACUAAGGACAAGGCGUCUGUUGUAAGCAGGUCAUAGUAGAUCAACGAUGUACGCCGUUGCCGCAUUGGUAGUACCCUAGUUUCCCAUGCGAACUUGCAAUUCCUGGGGACGCGCCGGAAGACGGGUUAUAGAAGCAUAUAUUUAUCGAUC